UUAUACAACCUGUGAUGAAGGUUGCAGAUAUUCACUGUCCAAAAAGGUUGAAAACUACUGGUCUGGACGUAAAGGAGCCUGAAGACACCUAACAGACUGUUUAAUAAUCUGCAGUUAAACUUUAAAUCUUGAACUGACAUCAGCCAGGAAUUUCUUACCCACAUUACAUUACAGGUGACCUACAUUUUAAACCUAUAAUUACAUGUACCUGGAAUCAGAGAUGCUAUGUUGUAAAUAUCCAGUUGUUCUAUGAGCUUGUUUAUUGUAGAGGUUAGGUCUACCUGCCAAAAAUUUAGGAUUAAACCCUGGCCAAACAACUCCUUUUGUCAGGUAACCUGUCAGGUUUGCCUCACCUUUGAGACUUAUCUCUCACAAUAGAGCCCUAUUGGGCGGAGAGGUGCUUAGUAACCCUACACGAAAGCUGCAGGGACAUUUCAGGUGAUGUCUUUGUAAGAGUAAACAGCACUGUGUUUGCAGCAAGACUCAGUCAGAGGAGUACCAUCAACAGCAGGACAAAUGUCUCCUUUGGAGGAUUUUGUUUUUUUCCUCUUCUCCAGUCCCACCGCUCUGUUAGGGGUUGUUGCUCUUUUGCUCGUCCUCUAUCUUGUCUCUGGUAGCUUUACCUCCCAUAAAGUGGGGAAGGAGCCUCCAGGACCGAGGCCUCUUCCCCUGCUUGGCAACCUCUUGCAGCUUGAUCUCAAGAGACCCUAUAAAACCCUCUGUGAGCUUUCAAAGAAAUAUGGGUCCGUGUUUACGGUGUACUUUGGAACCAAUAAAGUUGUGGUCCUAGCUGGAUACAAGACAGUCAAAGAGGCUCUGGUCAGCAAUGCAGAAGAGUUUGGAGAUCGAGACAUUGCCCCUAUAUUUAAUGAUAUUAAUGAAGGUCAUGGGAUUCUGUUUGCAAACGGAGAAUCGUGGAAAGAGAUGAGACGUUUUGCCCUCACCACCCUGAGAGACUUUGGGAUGGGCAAAAGAGUAGCUGAGGAGAAAAUCUUGGAGGAAUGCCGCUAUCUGAUCCAAAUGUUUGAAGAGCAUAAAGGGAAACCAUUUGAUACAACAUGUCCAGUGAAUUACGCAGCCUCCAAUAUCAUCUCCUCUAUCGUGUAUGGAAGCAGGUUUGAAUACAAUGAUCCCAGAUUCAAAAACUUGGUGAGAAGAGCAAAUGAGAACAUACGCAUUAGUGGCUCUGCACCAAUCCAACUUUACAACAUGUUUCCCAGGCUGGUCAGUUGGAUCAAAAACCGGCAGCUGAUAAUAAAAAACGCUGAAAUGACUAUCAGGGAUGUCAAAGAUUUAAUCAAGCAUCUGAAAGAUACUCUGAACCCUUACAUAUGCAGGGGUCUUGUGGACUGUUUUCUGAUUCGGAAGCAGAAAGAAGAGGACUCUUGUGUUAAGGACACUUACUACAAUGAGAAAAACCUGAUAUUUACAGUGACCAACCUGUUUGCAGCUGGUACAGAUACAACAGCAACUACACUGAGAUGGGGUUUAGUGCUUAUGGCCAAAUAUCCACAUAUACAAGACCAGGUCCAGGAGGAGCUGAGCAGCGUGGUAGGAAGCCGCCAGGUCCGGGUAGAGGACCGGAAAAACCUGCCGUACACUGAUGCUGUCAUCCAUGAGACGCAGAGACUGGCCAACAUUGUCCCCAUGGCUAUUCCUCAUAAAACCAGCCGAGACUUAACCUUCCAGGGCUACUUUAUCAAAGAGGGGACUACUGUGUUUCCUCUUCUUACUUCUGUCCUGCAUGAUGAGAGUGAAUGGGAGAUUUCUGCAGGUCGCAGGGUGUGUCUCGGAGAAAGUCUGGCUAAGAUGGAGCUCUUCCUCUUCUUCACUUCCCUCCUCCAGCACUUUCGUUUCAUUCCUCCACCUGGAGUUACGGAGGAUGAACUAGAUCUGUCACCGACUGUUGGCUUCACCCUCUCCCCUUCACCUCAUGAGCUCUGUGCCGUCAGUCGCCAGUGAGGAAGAGAGCUGGAGCAUGGCAUGAUAACUGCCUGUGCCAAUGGCAUCAAUAUUGUUUUUCACACCCUCACAUAUCAUACUGAGCAGCAAACAGAUGUCUUCAAGAUCCUCAAGACCAUGAAGAGACAGACCACACCUUUUAGUUACUGCCAGUUACCUGAAAUGGUAUUGAGGGGGAAAAAAAUGGUGUCAUACACAGGUGGAGACACUGACUAAUCUAAAGGUUAUUUUAAUUUGUACACAUUAGAUUAAACAGUGAGUUUAUGCAUGUCACUAGAAUGAUACAUUAA
Messenger RNA from Morone saxatilis (striped sea-bass), 2252 nucleotides. RefSeq names its product cytochrome P450 2K1-like. Gene Ontology annotation, molecular function: oxidoreductase activity, acting on paired donors, with incorporation or reduction of molecular oxygen, reduced flavin or flavoprotein as one donor, and incorporation of one atom of oxygen; heme binding; iron ion binding. The record is from RefSeq and is a predicted model, not a curated record. The coding region runs from base 517 to 1962 and encodes 481 amino acids. Lineage: Eukaryota; Metazoa; Chordata; Actinopteri; Moronidae. Gene Ontology annotation, cellular component: intracellular membrane-bounded organelle; cytoplasm. Gene Ontology annotation, biological process: xenobiotic metabolic process. The transcript has 10 exons.